This is a messenger RNA of Benincasa hispida (wax gourd), 1108 nucleotides long. RefSeq lists its product as uncharacterized. The record is from RefSeq and is a predicted model, not a curated record. NCBI's taxonomy places the organism in Eukaryota, Viridiplantae, Streptophyta, Magnoliopsida, Cucurbitales, Cucurbitaceae.
GUCGGGUCUAGAAGAAAUUAGUAAUUCUUAAAAAACAACGAGACAGAGAGACAAAUAAACAACUAUCUUUUUUUUUUCCUUUUUUUUUUCCUCCCCAUCGAUUUCUUCAAAUUCUCAUCUUCAAGCUUCGCUUCAUCAUCAUCAUCAUUCUUCUUCCAAUUCUCCCUUUCACCACACUUCGUCUUGUUCAAGCUUCAAUUUCUUUUUAUUCUGAGGUUAUAGCUUCUAUAAUUGAUUCUUGAGCUCGCUUAGAUUGAAUCGGAACUUGAUCGCUACUGUCAAAAUUGAAUCAUUGUUUCUACCAAACUGCGAGUCCCCGUUUACGACCUCGAUACCUCCGUCAACCGUUGCAGCCAGCGUCGGAGACGGUGUCGUAUUCUGAAGGUGAGGAAUGAGGCAGUCGCCGGUGUUCGGAGACGAUUACGGCCAUGGAACUCACAUCCAGUCCUCUUCGUCGGCUUCGCUCUUCCCUUCUUCUUCUCGUAGAGAUGUUUAUUACAGUUGUGGAGCUUGUGGAUUCGAACUGAACUUGAGCUCUGUUAACCGCAACACAUCAACCAUUGGCUCUAAAUAUGAUAAAUCGAUUAAGCGAGGGAUCAUAUCAUUUCUAAACAUCGAUGAAAGCAGAUUUACACAGGUUGAUGAACUUCAAUGUGUGCCUCAUUUCUCAAAGAACUCUUGGGGUUUGUUUCGCCGAAGAAUCAAACUACUGUGUCGGAAGUGUGGAAACCAUAUUGGAAAUGCUCGCAGUAGCAAUACUUCCUCCAGCCCACUUGUUUCAGAUGGAUCAGAUUCAUCCUUGCCCAAUGAAGUCUCUAGGUGCAUGAAAUAUGAAGUAAAAAUUCGUGCUUUACAGCCUUCAUCUUCCAAUGAAUUUGGUACCACAGUUAUGUAAACAAGGAUAAGGGUUUGUCUAUUGAAUGGUUCUUUGGAGCUAAAAGAAUUGCUUAGCAGCAACAAAUGCAGGAUUCUUGAAUCUGUUUGCUGUAUUUUACAUGUGAAUAGAAUCGGGUCUCAAAUGGAAGGGAAGUGUAAUUGAAAAGGAUUCACUGUUAUUGUUAUCGCAAACUGAAAGUAUGAUUUAUACAACUGAAUUGUUUCGAAGCUA